Molecule: messenger RNA, 5405 nt
Organism: Cyprinus carpio (common carp)
Lineage: Eukaryota; Metazoa; Chordata; Actinopteri; Cypriniformes; Cyprinidae
Product: synaptic vesicle glycoprotein 2C-like
Exons: 13
Coding region: 399-2570 (723 amino acids)
Biological process (GO): transmembrane transport; chemical synaptic transmission
Cellular component (GO): membrane
Molecular function (GO): transmembrane transporter activity
Source: RefSeq, a predicted model, not a curated record
CCCCCCGCCCCGUGUCGCGUCACAUUCAGCGGGGCUGCCCGCGAUACAACUAUUGAUUUCAUCUCUCUCUCCCUUCCUCCUUCUCUCCCUCUCUCCAUCACUUCUUCUCAGCUUUUCUUAAAGUGCUGCAGAGAGACGCGGCGGCUGCUGCUGCUGCAUUGUGAGGAGAGAAAGAAAAACGCUAAAGGAAGAUCCGCGUUAACGCGUUCAGAAAUCUGGACUCGUGUACAGUCGUUUCCUUCUCCUCUGAGUGAAUGAAGCUGUUCGUCAGAAGGAACCACACACGUCACACACAUCUCCUGUCCGUCUCCAAAGCGCUCGAGCCGUUGAUCUCAUCCUCUGAAAGACACGUUUGAUUCCUGAUUGCUGCAAUCACCAAACAGCUAAACUCUGCACAGAUGGAGGACCCCUACAGAGACAAGACGUCUCUGGUCAAAGGCGCUCGCGACAUCGCCAAGGAGGCAAAGCGCCACGCCGUCAAGAAGGUCAACAAAGUGGUGGACCGUGCUUCGAAUGAAUACUCCGGCCGCAACUACAGCCGCUUCGAAAACGACGAAGACGAGGGUGCCGAUGAAGACCGUUACUAUUAUCAGGACGGCCAGGCUCAGCGGGAGGAUGAUGAGGGAUCCAGCGACGCCACCGAGGGCCACGACGAUGAGGACGAGAUCUACGAGGGCGAGUAUCAGGGUGUGCCUGCAGGGGGCGGGGCCACAGAUGGGCGUGGCCAGCCACCGGUGGAUGGGAUGAAGGACAAGCGAGAGCUGGAGAAGGAGAGAGAGGCGGAUGAGGAGGAGCUGGCGCAGCAGUACGAGCUCAUCAUCCAGGAGUGUGGACACGGACGCUUCCAGUGGCAGCUGUUCUUGGUGCUCGGCCUGGCGCUCAUGUCUGACGGGGUGGAGGUGUUCGUGGUGGGCUUCGUGCUGCCCAGCGCUGAGACCGACAUGUGUGUGCCCAACUCUGGAGCCGGGUGGCUGGGCAGUGUGGUGUAUCUGGGAAUGAUGGUGGGUGCGUUCUUCUGGGGCGGUCUGUCAGAUAAGGUGGGUCGACGGCAGUGUCUGCUGGUCUGUAUGUCAGUCAACGGCUUCUUCGCCUUCCUGUCGUCCUUCGUUCAGGGCUACAGCACCUUCCUCUUCUGCAGGAUGCUCUCGGGCUUCGGGAUUGGCGGUGCGGUUCCCAUCGUGUUCACGUACUUUGCAGAGUUUCUGGCCCGUGAGAAGCGCGGUGAACACCUGAGCUGGCUCUGCAUGUUCUGGAUGGUGGGCGGGAUCUACGCCUCAGCCAUGGCCUGGGCCAUCAUUCCACACUACGGCUGGAGUUUCAGCAUGGGUUCAGCGUAUCAGUUCCACAGCUGGCGUGUGUUUGUGGUCGUCUGCGCUCUGCCCUGCGUCUCUGCGGUUGUGGCGCUCACAUUCAUGCCAGAGAGUCCACGCUUCUACCUGGAGAUGGGAAAGCAUGACGAGGCGUGGAUGGUUCUCAAACAGAUUCAUGACACAAACAUGCGUGCGCGCGGUGAGCCCGAGAAAGUCUUUACUGUCAACCGUAUAAAGAUCCCCAAGCAGCUGGAUGAGCUGGUGGAGAUGCAGUCUGAGUCGGCAAACCCCGUGGCCAAAGUCUUAUUCAGGAUUAAGAGCGAACUGCGCGGAGUGAGUGUGAAUUUCUUGGAUUGCUGGGUUAAGGACAACACUGUAAAGUUGGCCGUGGUUUGGUUCUCGCUGUCGUUUGGGUACUACGGUCUGUCUGUCUGGUUCCCUGACGUCAUAAAGCACCUGCAGGCAGACGAGUAUGCGUCCCGCGUGAAGAUCCACAACAACGAGACAAUCGAAGAUUUCACCUUUAAUUUCACCCUGGAGAACCAGAUCCAUAAAAACGGAGUGUUUAUCAACGACAGGUUCAUUGGCAUGAAGUUUAAGUCUGUGACUUUCAUCGACUCCACCUUUCAGAGCUGUUACUUUGAGGACGUCAGCUCCAUCGGUUCUUUCUUCAAGAACUGCACCAUCAUAGAAGCAUUCUUCUAUAAUACAGAUAUUGAUGACUCGAAAUUCAUCGGUUCCUCUGUGAUCAACUCCACGUUUGCGCACAACAAGACCGGCUGUCAGAUGACGUUUGAUGACGACUACAGCGCGUACUGGGUGUAUUUCAUCAACUUCCUUGGAACACUAGCCGUGUUGCCAGGCAACAUAGUCUCCGCCCUCCUCAUGGAUAAAGUGGGCCGUCUGAGCAUGUUAGGCGGCUCGAUGGUGUUGUCCGGCAUCAGCUGUUUCUUUCUGUGGUUCGGCACCAGUGAGUCCAUGAUGAUAGCGAUGCUCUGCCUUUAUAACGGACUCAGUAUAUCGGCCUGGAACUCACUGGACGUGGUGACGGCCGAACUGUAUCCCACCAACAGGAGAGGAACUGGCUUCGGCUUUUGUAAUGCCAUGUGUAAGCUGGCUGCAGUCUUGGGGAAUCUAAUAUUUGGGUCAUUGGUGGGAAUCACGAAAUCCAUCCCGAUCCUGCUGGCGUCGUCUGUGCUGGUCGCCGGAGGCCUGGUGGGUCUGCGGCUCCCCGACACCCGCUCCAACGUCCUCAUGUGACCCCACCACACCUGUGACCUCUGACCCUGAGUCGCCACGGAAACACGCAGGACACGCUCAGGGUGCAGGUGGAGGCGACUACGACAUGUUUGCUUUAUUUAUUCAUUGAAAGUCUGUUAUUUAUUCAUUUAGAGGGGGUUAUUCUCUUUUGACUUGCCCAGUUUAGAUUAAAACUAGAUUUUGAUGCCUUUACGGUAAAUCAGAUGUUAUGAUGUUAUGAAAUGUAAAAACAAAUAUAAUGUUUUUGGAGUGUGAGUUUUUGACCUAAUCUGGGUGAGAAGAAUUAUUAUUUCAAAUUAUUUAUUUAUUUAUUGAGAAAAUUCAGCUAUUUAUUUUCAUUUUUUUAAUUUUACAUUUUAUCUGUAUAUUUUUAGCUGAACACAAAAAAUACAAAUUCAGGUGAUAUUAAUGUUUUUUUUAUUAUUAUUAAUUUUAAAAUUAAAACACUUUAAUUUUCUUGAAAUCAUACUUUUAAACUCAAACGGCCAUUUAGAGAUGUAGACAUUAGCGAUGACAGCUUUUAUUGUUAGCGUAGGUCCGAUUCUCCGGUGACUUCCACCGAAACAAGGCGAUAACGCUUAUCCAGUUUACAUUUUCUGCUUUUUCUAAUGAUUUAGCUAGAAGAAGAACACCGACACGCUUUGACUUCAUUCUUGCCUUUGUAAACUUUGUCAUCGAUGUAGCCGAAACGGACUUCAUUUGGUGUUUGUCUCUCUCGGUUUAAGGGUUAAAGAUGUCUUGAUAACCCUAGUUCUAGCUGCUACGCGUCCAUGUGCAAACUCUUCCUGGGAAAACUGAAUGGCCUUUGCUUCCUCUCCGUGCCUCCUUCCUCUAAAACUCUCGCCGUCGGCUUCUCGUAGGUUGUAGUGAUCCAUCGUGCAGCAGAACCGAGCGCGUGUCCGAUUUCUUUUGGAAUGCUCUACUGCUCCAGUAAGUGGAAAUAUGUCAGUUUCAUCACAUUCCACUGGAAGAUCGUACAUGAAAUUGUGCAAUAUGACAGGACGUGAUACUGUGGAAGCUUUUUCCACCACUGAACAAAACAAAAAAAAUUCUGACUUUUUUUGCAAUUGUGAGGUACAAAAUCAGAAUUGUGAGGAAAAAGUCUAAAUUGCGAGUUUAUAUCUUGCAAUUAUGAUUUUAUUUGUUGCAAUUAAGAGUUUAUAUACCGCAAUUCUGACUUUAUAACUUGCAACUUCAAGAAAUAAAUUCAAAAUUGAGAGAUAUAAACUCACAAUUUAGAAUUUUUUUUUUCAAAAUUGCAAGUUUUUCUCGCAAUUCUAAGUUUUUCUUAUAAUUGUUAAUUUGUAUCUUGUAAUUCUGACUUUAUAAGUUGCAGUUGUGAGUUUAUAUCACAAUUAUGAGAGAAAAAGUCAGAAUUGCACGUUUGUAUCUCAAAAUUCUGAUUUUAUUUCUUAUUAAUGCAAAUUUAUCUCGUAAUUCUAACUUUUCCUCGUAGUUGCGAGUUUCUCUCAUAAUUCUGACUUUUUUAUCGUAAUUGCGAGUUAAAUCAUGCAAUUGAGAAAAAGUAAAAAAUUCUGAGUUUAUAUCUCACAAUUCUGGCUUUUUCUCACAAUUGCAAGUAUACAUCUUGCUAUUCAGAUUUUUUUCUCAUGCAAUUCUGACAAUUUAGCGUAAUUGUGAGUUUAUGUCUCGCAAUUCUGACUUUCUUUAUUGUAAUUGCAAGUUUAUAUCCCACAAUUCUGACUUUGUAACUCACAAUUCACAACUGAAGUCAGAAUUGUGAGAUAAAAAAUCGCAAUUAACUUUUUUUAUUCAGUGGUGGAAACAGGCUUCCAUAUGAUAUGGCCGCAUCGUAGAAAAUAAUAAAAGCCAUUCAGUCUGGUCUGAUCUUGAUGACGUACAGCCCCUGCUGCUGCUGUCUACAUGCACUGAAGUACACUAAACACCAGAAAUAUACUCCACACAAGUACACUAGUCUGCUGCGUCAACGCUGAGACAUUUCAGAUGGUGUCUACAUUCACGUACUUGCGUAUAGAUAUGUUUCUGGCCUAAUUUAAAGAUAUUUUAUUGUGUGUAUGUCGGGAAAGUAAAGAUAAACUUGUUUUGAUUUUAUCAUGGGUGACAAAAUUUGCUGUACACGUCUAAAUGUUGUAAAGUGUUGCCUGUUGAGUUGAAACAUUAUUUUUCAUUGUCAGAAGCGUAUGCAAAUGUCUCCUCAUGUGUAUAGAUAUAUUAAAUGAACAUAAUUUUCUGUCUGUAGGUGUUUAUUUUAGCUGGUUGUGUGAUUUUGGGGUGUUAUUUGAGCUAACAGGAGGAUUCAGUGUCAUACAGGUAUUUUUUCUGCAGAUUUUUUACAAGUUUGAACAAAUUGAGUUCAUGGGAGGAAUAUAUUUAAAAUUAGGAAAUGCAUCUCCUGUCCUGUUUAUUUGAACUGUUUUGUUUUUAUAUUAAUUUCAGAACAAAUUCAAGUGGCCUAUCUGAAAAAUACAAAUGAAGCGUGAUAUCGUGUGGUUAAAUACACCCAUGCAUGUGCAUAUUGAGAGUUUGUGUUGCAGUGAUUUUGUCCGUUGUGCUUUCGCCAUGAGUUUAUUUCCUGAUUUGAAAGAUGAAUGUAUAAUUAUUGUGAGUGUGUGAUGUUGUUCUGAAAUGGGUUUUGAUUGGUUGUGGAUCAUCUGGCAUGCCAACGACACGUCUGCCGUCAAAUUCAUUUUGUCAAAGUGUCUGUGACGUCACUGGCCAAAUAUCUCUGAUAUAUCGGAUUUUAUUUUGAAAAGAGAAAAAAGUGCCAUGUACAGUGUGAACGGAAACUGAGGUGGAUUCGGUUUGGAUCCAGAUGUACUGCUAUUAAAGAGUAUCAUGAUAAGACUCUAAAAA